AUGUGGCGUAUCCCAAUAGACACCCCCCAAGUCGCAGUCCCUAAUGGACUCAAGCUUGCCGAAGUGACAGUUGACACUCCAUUAGAUGAAGUUUUUAAGCACUGGAAAGAAAGUGGCGGCGUCAUUUUAAAGAAUAUCCUUACUGUCGCGGAAGCGAACCAGAUAACAACAGAACUUGAGUCGCGCCUUAACUCGGUCCAACGAGGCUCAUUAGUCCCGCAUGCUGAUCUCGCUGCCUUCCAUGGCACCAAAACCAAGCGUGCAGGAGAUAUCAUCAAUCACAGCGCCACUUUUCGGGAGAAAAUUCUUGAGAAUGACUUUAUACACUCCAUUUGCAAGAGGUGCUUUAGUGAGGGUGGGCAUAAUGGAGACUACUGGCUCUCGGCAGCCACAACGCUGAAUGCGUCAGGACCCCAGCCGGCACAAGUCUUACAUCGGGAUCUGACAUCCUAUCCGCCGUACGCCCAACUUGGACCCGAGGGCACAGAACCCCAGAUCAACUUUCUCUUCGCCUUUUCCGAUUUCACGGCUGAUAAUGGCGCGACACGUCUCAUCCCAGGUAGUAAUAAAUGGCCAUUUGAUCAGCGUGGAAAUAUGGAGCAAACUAUUCCAGCCGAGAUGAAAACAGGAGAUUGUCUACUCAUAGGUGGGAAAGUGAUACAUGCCAUGGGCGAGAAUAAAACCGAGACGGAAAGGAAAUGCACACAGCUUACAGUCAUCCCGAGUUUCUUGACUCCAGCUGAAGCACAUCCAUUCAUAAUCAAGCUGGAGACGGUGCAGAAGUUGUCAAAGCGUGCACAACGGUUCGUGGGAUUUCGGUCUCAAUAUCCUCGGGGAUCUCCUGGAUUGUGGACCAAAGAUUACAUCGAAUUGGCAUUGCAUCUAGGUUUGGAUGACCUACAGGGUGCUAUGGAGGAUUUGCAGGAUGUCAUUAACCAGCCUAAACACUGGGACACAAUGGAUUAUCAAAAGACUGGAUAG
Molecule: messenger RNA, 981 nt
Organism: Trichophyton benhamiae CBS 112371
Lineage: Eukaryota; Fungi; Ascomycota; Eurotiomycetes; Onygenales; Arthrodermataceae
Product: phytanoyl-CoA dioxygenase family protein
Exons: 1
Coding region: 1-981 (326 amino acids)
Source: RefSeq, a predicted model, not a curated record